AUGAGUCACAAUGAUUUGAACCCGUUAAACAAGUUGUUGUUUAACUUAGUUAAGAAAACCAUUUUGCCAAGAACUGCAAAGAAGGGAGAGGCAUGCUUGAUGGAUAUGGCUGUAAUUUUCUGUCUAUCUAAGAAAAUUAAAGUUAAUUUCCCUGCGUUGAUGUAUCAACACUUAGCACAUUGUAUUCCAAGUAGGACAAAAGUGGGCUAUGGAGCCAUUUUGUCAACUGUGUUUGAAAAUGCUGGAGUGGUUCUGAAGGGUAGGUAUGGUGCUCUGGAUGAGAAGCCAGAGAAUGUGCUAAAUGAGGAAACACUAGCUGGACUGAGUUUAGAGAGAAGCAUGGAACAACCUCUAGAGUUGGAUGUUGAGGAGGGUAUCCUCGAUGGGCAAGUUGCAGAAUUGGUGGACAUGAUGGAAAGGGUUGAGAAGCAAAUGAAGGAUUCUGCUGGAAAACUUCAGUUGUUAACUCUGGAAAAGCUAGUGCAGGAGCAGGGAAAGGAGUUAAUAGAGCUCAAGAAGCUGGUGCUGAAACAGGACAAAAAACUUCAAGAGCAAAAGAAGUUUCAGCGAGAACAGGACAAGGCUCUACAGGAACAAAAGGAGGAGUUUCUUCUGAAACUCAAGAGUCUUGAAGAUAAUCUGGCAGCUUCUUCACAACAAACAAAGGAGGACUACAAGAAAAUUCUGGAGUUCCUUGAAACCUAG
Messenger RNA from Chenopodium quinoa (quinoa), 705 nucleotides. Its product is annotated as dynein assembly factor 4, axonemal-like. NCBI's taxonomy places the organism in Eukaryota, Viridiplantae, Streptophyta, Magnoliopsida, Caryophyllales, Amaranthaceae. The record is from RefSeq and is a predicted model, not a curated record. The transcript has 2 exons. Bases 1 to 705 code for a protein of 234 amino acids.